AUGCAGGGAGGGAAUAUUGGAAUUGAAGAAAAUAUUAGCACCCUUUCCUCCAUUGAUCCAAACUCACCCAUUGAACUAGACGAUGCUAAUGCAAUGUCUGAGGCAGUUGAUGAUUAUUAUUCAGUGGAGGAUGUAAUUCUUCACCGGCUUCAAGAUACUAUUGCCAAGAGUGCAAUGCAGAGGCAGUAUGCUAGUGAUACAAGCAGUACAAACAAAAAUAGCAGGGAUGAAAUUGAAGUUCUGACAAAAGAGGAAACAAGUAACAGGUUUGUUAACCUGAAUGCGAUUCUUACUGCUCAAGGAACAUAG
This is a messenger RNA of Thlaspi arvense, 309 nucleotides long. The record is from the annotation of a GenBank genome assembly. NCBI's taxonomy places the organism in Eukaryota, Viridiplantae, Streptophyta, Magnoliopsida, Brassicales, Brassicaceae.